This is a messenger RNA of Maudiozyma barnettii, 2124 nucleotides long. RefSeq names its product GTPase-activating protein RGD1 (gene RGD1). The transcript has a single exon. Lineage: Eukaryota; Fungi; Ascomycota; Saccharomycetes; Saccharomycetales; Saccharomycetaceae. Gene Ontology annotation, cellular component: cytoplasm. Gene Ontology annotation, biological process: signal transduction; regulation of GTPase activity. The record is from RefSeq and is a predicted model, not a curated record. Bases 1 to 2124 code for a protein of 707 amino acids.
AUGUCCGGUGAUAGUCUCAGUGCUUCACUAGGAGAUAUAUCUUUAUCUGGUGACGAAGAAACCUUUACCUAUAAACCUAUUAAAGAUGAUCAAAGUAAUAAGACAUCGAAUAACAUAAACACAGAAAAUCAAAGAACUUUAUUAGAUGCACCAGAGAUUCAAAAAGUUAUGAAUUCCGAUAUUGCAAUUAAUGCUCUAUUGACAAGAUUAAAACAAUCAUUAUUGACAUGCGAAGAAUUCACGAAAUUUCUGCGUAAAAAAUAUUUAUUCGAAGAAGAACAUACAGAAGAGUUAUCAAAACAAUAUAAACAUUUCUUCACAACUACAAAUGGUGUGUCCUCUUUGAGAAAAAUGAUUCAUGAAAUCCUGGAGUUUGAUGGGAAACUUGCUAAGGUGAAACAGAGUUAUUUAACUGCAUUACAGAAAAUGUAUGAUGAAAUAAGUGCUCUAUUGUUAACUAUUACAAAAAUGAGAAAAAGUGUAAAGGAAAAUAGUAGACGUCUAGAAAAAGACGUUGUGGAUGCUAUCCAUGCUGCUGAAAAGGCACAAAGUCGUUAUAUCUCUCUUUGUCAGGAUUAUGAAAAGGUAAGAAUGGCGGAUCCUUCAAAGACAAAACUAACUUUAAGAGGUUCUAGAACAACAAAAGAACAAGAAGAAGAUUUGUUACGAAAGAUAGAUAGCGCCGAUCUAGAAUACAAACAACGUGUUGACCAUUCAGAUUCCUUAAGACAUAAUUUCUUAACUAGAGAAAGACCAAGAAUCGUACAGCAAUUAAAGGAUCUAAUAUUGGAACUAGACACUGCAAUGGCUAUUCAACUACAAAAAUAUACUAUUUGGACCGAAAACUUAAUUCUUAAUAGUGGUGUAACAGUGAGUCCAUUUGAUAAACCACAUAAUUCUAUGAAAGGUAUUGCUAAUUCAGUUAAAAAUGAACAAGAUCUUUACAAUUUCUUAAAUAAAUAUAAUUCUUCCAGCAAAAGUGGGUUAUUAUUAAACAAAAAUUUAAUACCUGUCGAGUAUAAAAAACAUCCAUCGAUGAUGAAACGUAGGAAUAGCGUUAAUAAAGCCCCACCAAAAUUUGCCGUUGACCCAGCAAGAAAUUCAAUUCCAAAGAGAAUUCUUUCGACACAUAAUGAAUCACCAUUCCAACAUAGCCCAUCUACUAAUUUUGGAACACCUAUAAUUGCAUCCAGCUCUUCUAGUAAAUAUACAACUGCAACACCUAUGGGGACUUCUCAAUUAUCAAGUACAAAGUCAAGAUCAUUUGUUCCAUUGAAUCAACCUCAACAGCCGCGUAAAUCUAUAGAUACAUUUAAUAAUAAUGAUAAACAAACAAACAUUGUAAACAGCAACAUGACUGGUGGCAAGAGCGGUAACUUCCCCUCGUUAGAUCCAGGUAAAGGUGAUACAAGAAUGCCAAGUAUAUCUAACACAUUAGCAUCAGUAGAUACAGCGGACUCUGAUAGACCAGUAUCCUAUGUACAGACAGAUGGAAGAAUGCCAGCUGGUGUUCAAAAUAAUUUCAAAACUUUCGGUGUACCUUUAGAAAAUUUAAUUGAAUAUGAACAAGAUAUGGUACCAGCUAUUGUUCGUCAAUGCAUAUUCGUAAUUGAUAAAUAUGGUUUACAAUUAGAGGGUAUUUAUAGAAAAUCUGCCAAUGUAUUGGAUGUUAGUAAAUUAAAAGAGGAGAUUGAUAAGGAUCCUUCAAAUAUAUCCAUGAUUCUUCCAGGAAAUAACCAUUCGGAUUCUGAUAUAUAUUUGGUUGGAUCAUUAUUAAAAUCAUUUUUCUCUUUGUUACCAGAUCCUCUGGUGCCCAGUGUCAUAGGACCAGAACUAAAAACAUGUAUAUCCAUAGAGGAUCCCAAAACAAGAAAGAACUAUAUGCAUAACUUGUUAUAUAAGUUACCUGAUGCCCAAUAUUGGACAUUACGUUCUUUGUUAUUUCAUCUGAAAAGAGUUAUUGCUAAUGAAGAAUCUAAUAGAAUGAACCAAAAGGCAGUAUGUAUUAUAUGGGGUCCAACUGUUGUACCUAUCAACGAAGAAGAACCCAACGACGUAAACUAUCAAAUUGCUUCGAUGGAGGUAUUGUUAGAUGUUGCGGAUCAGGCAUUUGAACCAGAAUAA